Molecule: messenger RNA, 930 nt
Organism: Rotaria sp. Silwood1
Lineage: Eukaryota; Metazoa; Rotifera; Eurotatoria; Philodinida; Philodinidae
Source: the annotation of a GenBank genome assembly
AUGAUAAAUAAAUUAACACCACAAACAUAUGAUCAAUUACAAAAACAAUUUUUAGCUUUAGAUUUUGAUUCUUAUGAAAAACUAGAAGGAAUGAUUAUGAUAUUGCAUUCUAAAGCUAUUGAUGAACCACAUUAUAGUUUUCUAUACGCAAAAUUAUGUAAACAACUUCGAAAAAAAUAUGUGAAUGUCACAGAUAAACAUGGUAGAUUAAAAAAACACACGCUUCGCCCAUUAUUAAUGAUAUAUUGUAAGAAAGAAUUUAAUAAUGAUGAUAUACAAGAAAGUGAAUAUGAAAAGAGAAAACUUGAACUUGAAACUAUAACAGAUGAGAAAAAGCAUCAAGAAGAAGCUGAGAUAUUAGAAAAUCUUAUUAAAGCUAGAAGAAGAAAAUUAGACAAUGUUGUUUUUAUCGGUGAGCUAUUUCAAGUACAAAUGUUAAGUUAUACUAUCAUAUAUGAUUGUAUUGAAUUUUUACUUCGUGAUAAAACUAAUGAAGCAAGUCUUGAAUGUUUAUGUAAUCUUUUACAUACUAUUGGUGACAAACUUGAUAAUAAAGUUAAGAAAAAAAACACAAAUAGAUCCAAAUUGGAAAAAUAUUAUUUUGAUUUAAAUACUAUUAUAAAAGAACAAAGAGUAUCCGCACAUAUUCGUUUUAUGAUUCAAGAUCUUCUAGAAUUAAGACAAGAAUCAAGUAGAAAACAAGAAAAUACAAUAGACACUUACCCUCAUGCUAAUACUCUAACACAAAUACAAUCUAACGACGAAUCAAAUCAAGCACCAUUUUCCUUGAAUUUAACAGCAUCACUUUGUGUACGAACAAAAGAAUUAGAUAUUGAGAAGAAGCUUGUAUAUGCUCGUUCAUUAACUGAACAGCAAGAAAAUUCAAUAAAAAAUUUCAUUCAUCAUUCUACUCUAAAAACCCUUGAAUGA